This is a messenger RNA of Scylla paramamosain (green mud crab), 1008 nucleotides long. RefSeq lists its product as uncharacterized. The transcript is spliced from 4 exons. The record is from RefSeq and is a predicted model, not a curated record. Lineage: Eukaryota; Metazoa; Arthropoda; Malacostraca; Decapoda; Portunidae. Bases 1 to 1008 code for a protein of 335 amino acids.
AUGUCGCCUUGUGACGUCCGCCGACGUGGACCUUCUACGCCGCCGUUCUGUCCAACCUCAAUCGAGUGUGAGCCUGUACAGGAAGAUGUGCUCAGAGCUCAAACUUCAGCAGCAGCGGGAGCAGCAGCAUCAGCGGGAGCAGCAGCAGCAGCAGCAGGAGCAACAGGAACAGCGGGGAGCAACAGCAGCAGAGGGAGCAGCAGCAGCAGGGGUAGCAGCAGCAGCAAUAGCAACAGCAGCAGCAGCAGCAGCAGCAGCAGGAGCGUGAGCAGCAGCAGCAGCAGCAGCAACAGCAGCAGCAGCGGCAACAACGGGAGCAGCAGCAGCAGCAGCAGUAGUAGCAGCAGCGGGAGCAGCAGCAGCAGGAGCAGCAGCAGCAGCAGCAGCAAGAGCAGCAGCACAAGCAGCAGCAAGAGCAGUAGCACAAGCAGCAGCAGCAACAACGGGAGCGGCAGCAGCAGCAGCAGCAGCAGCAGCAGCAGCAGCAGCAGCAGCAGCAGCGGAAGCAGGAGCAUAAGCAGCAGCAGCGGGAGCAGCAGCAGCAGCAGCAGCGCGAGGAGCAGCAGCAGCAGCAGCACAACGGCGGGGAGCAGCAGCACCAGCGAGAGCAGCAGCAGCAGCGGGAGCAGCAGCAGCAGCUGCAGCAAAAGCAGCAGCAGCAGUAGAUGCAGCAAAAGCAGCAGCAGCAGUAGAUGCAGCAACGGGAGCAGCAACAACAGCAACUGCAGCAGCAACAGCGGUAGCAGCAGCAACAGCGGUAGCAGCAGUAACAGCGAUAGCAGCAACAGCAACAGCAACAGUGGUAGCAGCGGUAGCAGCAGCAGCAGCAACAGCAGCAACAGCGGUAGCAACAGCAGCAGCAAGAGCGGUAGCACCAACAGCGGUAGCAGCGAUAGCAGCAGCAGCAGCAGCAACAGCGACAACCCGCCCAUAUUUGUACUGUCAGCACUCUUUGAAGGCGCUAAGCGUCCCUACAGCCGGGUCCGGCAGUCUCUUGCCAGGGUGUAA